This is a messenger RNA of Pogona vitticeps (central bearded dragon), 528 nucleotides long. RefSeq names its product neuropeptide B (gene NPB). Gene Ontology annotation, biological process: G protein-coupled receptor signaling pathway; feeding behavior. NCBI's taxonomy places the organism in Eukaryota, Metazoa, Chordata, Lepidosauria, Squamata, Agamidae. The record is from RefSeq and is a predicted model, not a curated record. Gene Ontology annotation, molecular function: G protein-coupled receptor binding.
GCCGCUGCUGCCGUCGCUGCACCAUGCGGGGAGCCCCGACUUCGGCGCUGCUGUGCUUGGCUUUGGCCGCGCUGCUGCUCAGCCCGCCGGCCGAGGCGUGGUACAAGCAGGCGGCCGGCCCCAGCUACUACUCGGUGGGGAGGGCGUCGGGGCUGCUGUCGGGCAUCCGCCGCUCGCCCUACAUCCGCCGCUCCGACGACAACGGCCUGGCCGACCAGAGCGCCGAGAGCGGGAGCCCCGACGGCAGCAGUGCCACCGCCGCCGCCGCCCCCUUCCUGGCCGCCGAACUUCGACAGAGCCCCGGCGGGCUGCGGAACAUGGCUGUCUGCGUGAAGGAAGUGGCCCCGGAGCUUCAGAGUUGCCAGCUGCUGCCAGGCGCGCCCAGCGUCAUCCAAUGCAAGGCCGAUGUCACCGUCUCGCUGGACCCUGCUGACUGCACCGGUCCCUGAGCCCCCCGACGGGACAACCCCCUUCCUUCCUGGGAGCUCAGCUCACCCACGACCGGGACGGGACCAGCAGAGGGGAGGG